Molecule: messenger RNA, 9118 nt
Organism: Menidia menidia (Atlantic silverside)
Lineage: Eukaryota; Metazoa; Chordata; Actinopteri; Atheriniformes; Atherinopsidae
Source: the annotation of a GenBank genome assembly
UUUGGGUUUCAUGUCAACAAGGCUCUUUUUAUCCUGCUCCCUCAGUCCCAUGCAGACUUUUUUAAUGUCCUCUCAAAUAGACAAAGAGAGUUGCGGGGACCCUGGAACUCCUCUCUAUGGAAUUAGAGAGGGGGACAGCUUUUCGAAUGGGGGAAUCCUGAGGUUUGAGUGCCAGUUUGGCUUCGAGCUGAUUGGUGAAAAAACCAUAUCUUGCCAGGACAACAAUCAGUGGUCUGCAAACAUCCCUAUAUGCAUAUUCCCCUGCAUGUCCAACUUCACAGCCCCCUCGGGAACCGUCCUCUCUCCGGAUUACCCAGAAGGCUACGGGAACAACAUGAAUUGCGUCUGGCUCAUCCAAUCGGACCCGGGCUCAAGAAUACACUUGGCGUUUAACGACUUUGACCUGGAGGCGCCGUACGAUUCGCUGACGGUGAAAGACGGCGAGACGAACGACGCCGUGGUUAUCGGGAGGUUCUCCGGAGCCGAGAGUCCCUCCCAUCUGACGUCCAACACCAACACACUGAGGCUGGAGUUUCAGGCUGAUCACUCUAUGUCCGGAAGAGGAUUUAACAUCACAUACAGCACCUUUGGCCAUAACGAAUGCCCAGACCCCGGUAUUCCCAUCAAUGCCCGGCGCUUUGGAGACAGCUUCCAGCUUGGCAGCUCCAUUUCUGUGGUGUGUGAGGAUGGUUUUAUCAAAACUCAAGGAACUGAGACCAUCUCCUGUCAGUUACAAAAAGGAAAAGUCAUGUGGAGUGGGCCCAUUCCAAAAUGUGAAGCUCCGUGUGGAGGCCACUAUUCCGCUCCGAAUGGAGUGAUCUUGUCUCCGGGUUGGCCGGGGUACUAUAAAGAUUCCCUCAGCUGUGAGUGGGUAAUUGAGGCGGAGCCUGGACGUUCCAUCAAAAUAACAUUUGACAGGUUUCAGACAGAGUUGGGGUAUGACUUCCUGGAGAUCCACGAUGGGCCAAACCUCCUGUCUCCCCUGGUCGGUUCCUUUAAUGGCACCCAGGUGCCUCAGUUCCUAUUCAGCAGCAGCAACUUUCUCUAUCUGCUGUUCACGACCGAUAACAGCAGGUCCAAUGCCGGCUUCAAAAUACUAUAUGAAAGUGUUACAGUAGACAGCUACUCAUGCCUGGACCCUGGCAUUCCCGUAAAUGGAAUUCGAUAUGGACAAGACUUUUCAAUCGGGUCCACAGUGUCAUUCGGCUGUGACUCUGGCUACAGACUCAGCCACGAAGAGCCUCUGGUGUGUGAGAAGAACCACUGGUGGAGCCAUCCUUUACCUACAUGUGAUGCUCUGUGUGGCGGAGAUGUUAGAGGUCCCUGGGGAACCAUCCUCAGUCCGGGCUAUCCAGACAGCUACCCUUCAUCUCUCAACUGUACCUGGACCGUUGAAUUCAACUCCUUUCAUCUGGAGGACCAACAUGACUACCUCUUGGUUACGGAGAACGGGAGUUUCCAGCAACCACUGGCUCGCCUGACCGGCAACGAGUUGCCUAGCAACAUUAAUGCCGGUCUCUAUGGAAACUUCAAAGCCCAGCUACGAUUCAUCUCCGACUUUUCUAUUUCAUAUGAGGGCUUCAACAUAACUUUCUCUGAAUAUACUUUGGAACCAUGUGAGGACCCUGGAAUGCCUCGGUUUGGCAGAAGAAACGGUUACAGUUUUGGAGUUGGAGACACUCUGACCUUUUCCUGCAAUAUGGGAUACCGCCUGGAGGGGGCCCCGGAAUUGAUCUGCCUCGGGGGUGGGAGGCGAAUGUGGAGCGCGCCUUUACCCAGAUGCGUUGCCGAGUGUGGUUCGUCAGUUAUAAACAAUGAAGGGAUACUGCUGUCUCCAAACUACCCGAUGAACUACGAUAACAACCACGAGUGCAUCUACAGCAUUCAGGUGCAAGCUGGGAAAGGCAUCAACAUUUCUGCCAGGACUUUUCAUCUCGCUCAGGGAGAUAUUCUCAAGAUUUAUGACGGCAAAGACAACACGGCCCAGGUUCUGGGAGCUUUCACUGGUUCGUCCAUGUUGGGCCUGACGCUGAUUUCCACGUCAAACCAUCUGUGGCUGGAAUUUUACACCGAUGCAGAAAGUACUGGGGAAGGUUUCAAACUAGUUUACUCAAGUUUUGAGUUGUCUCACUGUGAGGACCCCGGCGUGCCUCAGUUCGGCUUCAAAGUCAACGACCAGGGCCACUUCUCCGGAAGCAGCAUCACAUACAGAUGUGAGCCGGGAUACACUCUGCAUGGCGCGUCCACCCUGAAGUGUAUGACCGGUGAAAGGAGAGCCUGGGACAACCCUCUCCCUUCUUGUAUAGCGGAGUGUGGUGGUCGUUUUAAGGGCGAGUCCUCCGGGCGGAUUCUCUCUCCUGGGUACCCCUUCCCUUAUGACAACAACCUGCGUUGCACUUGGACCAUUGAGGUGGAUUCUGGGAAUAUUGUGAGCCUUCAGUUUUUGGCCUUUGACACAGAAGCCAGCCACGACAUGCUGAGGGUUUGGGAUGGCCCGCCUGAGAAUGAAAUGGCUUUAGCGGAGCUGAGCGGAUCUCUGCUCCCUGAGGGAAUCCACUCCACUCUGAACACGGUGACAGUCCAAUUUGAGACCGACUUUUACAUCAGCAAGUCAGGAUUUGCCAUCCAGUUCUCCAGCUCAGUGGCUACAGCCUGCAGGGACCCCGGCGUACCCAUGAAUGGAAGCCGUAGCGGAGACGGCCGUGAACCGGGGGAUUCGGUGUCCUUUCAGUGUGACCCGGGAUACGAGCUCCAGGGGGAUGACAAAAUAACCUGCAUACAAGUGGACAACAGAUACUACUGGCAGCCCAGCCCACCUGUCUGCAUAGCUCCUUGUGGAGGAAACCUGACAGGGUCCAAUGGAUUUAUUCUCUCUCCAAACUACCCACACCCCUACCCCCACUCGAAGGACUGUGAUUGGCUCAUUGCUGUCAACUCUGACUAUGUACUCUCACUGGCUUUCAUCAGUUUCAACAUAGAGCCAAACUACGACUUCCUGUACAUCUACGAUGGCCCGGACAGCAACAGUCCUCUCAUUGGUAGCUUCCAAGACAGCAAACUCCCGGAGCGGAUAGAGAGCAGUUCUAACACCAUGCAUUUAGCCUUCCGCAGUGACGGCUCUGUUUCUUAUAUCGGCUUUCAUCUGGAGUACAAAGCCAAGCUGAGGGAAUCCUGUUUCGAUCCAGGUGUGGUUCUUAACGGCACCAGGCUGGGAUCCGAUUACAAGCUGGGCUCAACAGUAACCUUCUACUGUGAAGCAGGAUAUGUAUUACAGGGCUACUCUACACUAACCUGCAGUAUGGGAGAUGAUGGUAGGCCAGGAUGGAACAGGGCACUGCCUAGUUGUCAAGCUCCCUGUGGCAGUCGAUCUACGGGAUCAGAAGGGACCGUUUUAUCUCCAAACUUCCCCAGAAACUACACCUCAGGACAGAGCUGUGUCUAUUCUGUGUCGGUACCCAAAGAAUUUGUUCUUUUCGGUCAGUUUGUGAUGUUUCAGACAUCUCUGAAUGACGUUGUCGAAAUCUAUGAUGGACCCACCCAACAGAAUACAUUGCUCUCUUCUCUGUCUGGUUCCCACUCUGGUGAAUCUCUCCCUCUGAGUUCAGGAAAUCAGAUCACGAUAAAGUUCACAACCGUCGGGCCCGAAACUGCCAAAGGAUUUCAUUUUGUCUACCAAGCUGUACCCCGGACCAGCUCCACCCAGUGCAGCUCAGUUCCAGAGCCGCGUUUUGGGAAACGUCUCGGUAACGACUUCGCGGUUGGCUCCAUGGUCCAGUUUGAGUGCAACCCUGGAUACGUGCUCCACGGCUCUACCGCUAUCCGUUGCGAGAGUGUUCCAGAUAACCUGGCACAGUGGAAUGACACCUUGCCGACAUGCAUAGUUCCCUGUGGAGGUGCGUUGACCUCUCGCCGUGGGACCAUUUUGUCUCCAGGCUACCCAGAGCCAUACGACAACAACCAGAACUGUGUGUGGAAGGUCUCUGUUCCGGAAGGGGCUGGAAUACAGAUACAAGUAGUGAGUUUUGCCACUGAGCAUAACUGGGACUCGUUGGAUUUCUACGACGGCGCUGACAGCCAUGCACCAAGAUUGGGAAGCUACUCCGGCACCACUAUCCCCCCUCUCCUGAAUAGUACAUCCAACAACCUGUAUCUCAGCUUCAGCUCUGAUAUCAGUGUCUCAGCUGCUGGAUUUCAUCUGGAAUAUACAGCUAUCGGUCUGGAGUCGUGUCCUGAGCCUCAAACUCCAAACUAUGGGAUCAGACAAGGAGACAGGUUCAUGGUCGGGGAUGUUGUGCAGUUUUCAUGCGAACAAGGAUACUCUCUUCAGGGUCAUGCUCACAUCACCUGUAUGCCAGGACCUGUCCGUAGAUGGAACUACCCUGUACCACUUUGUCUGGCUCAGUGUGGUGGGUCCAUGACAGAUGUGAGUGGGGUGAUUUUGAGCCCAGGUUACCCUGGCAACUAUCCCAGUGGAUUAGACUGCACAUGGACGGUCAACUUACCUGUUGGCUUCGGUAUUCAUCUCCAGUUUGUGAACUUCUCUACCGAAGCGAUCCAUGAUUACUUAGAAAUCCGAAGUGGAACGCUUGAGAUGGGCACGGAGAUUGAUCGGUUCAGCGGUCCACUUAUUCCUAAACCUCUGUUCAGCACCACCCACCAGACUAGCUUUUUUUUCCACAGCGACUAUUCCCAAAACAAACCGGGGUUCCACAUCACCUGUCCGGAUCCUCGGCCGUUUCGAAACGGCAUCGUCAUCGGCACGGAUUUCAGCGUGGGGAUGACGGUGUCGUUUGAAUGUCUGCCCGGAUACUCUUUGGACGGAGAAGCUUCUCUCACGUGUUUGCAUGGAACAAGCAGGAACUGGAACCACCCCCUGCCACGGUGUAAAGCAUUGUGUGGGGGGAACAUCACAUCCCUAAAUGGAACCAUUUACUCUCCUGGUCACCCCGAAGAAUACCCAAACUUCCAGGACUGUGUUUGGAGUGUCCGAGUCCCUCCUGGACACGGGAUUUACAUCAACUUCACCGUACUGAGCACUGAGGCCAUUUAUGAUUAUAUCACUGUCUGGGACGGUCCAGAUCAAUCAUCCCCUCAGAUCGGUCAGUUCAGCGGAAACACAGCACUGGAGUCCGUCUACUCCACGUCCAACAUCAUCCUCAUUAAAUUCCACUCUGACUUCUCCGGAGCCGGCUUCUUUGUCUUAAGCUAUCACGCCUACCAAUUAAGGGUUUGCCAGCCUCCUCCAGAAGUGGCCAAUGCUGACAUGCUGAUGGAGGACGGCGAGCUGGAGAUAGGGGACAUCAUCAGAUACAAAUGCCAUCCAGGAUUCUCCCUGGUUGGCAGUGAGAUCCUAACCUGUCGCCUAGGAGAGAGACUGCAGAUGGAUUCAUCACCUCCGACAUGCCAAGUUCAAUGCCCUGCCCACGAUGUGCGGUACGAUUCCUCGGGGGUCAUCCUGAGCCCCGGAUGGCCGGAAAGCUACCCAAACCUGCAAAUGUGCUCGUGGAGCGUUACGGUUGAGAAAGGAUACAAUGUCACCAUAACGUUUGAGAGUUUCCAAACUGAGAGAGAGUUUGAUGUGCUGGAGAUUUUCGACGGUCCCACACCCAACAGUCCCACUCUGGCCACACUAAGCGGUGACCUGCCAACACCCUUUAACGUCACAACCACCGGUCACCAGUUUCUGGUCCGCUGGUCUUCUGACCAUGGCACCAACAAGAGAGGCUUCAGAAUUCGCUAUGUUGCCCUUUACUGCUCCACGCCAGACUCCCCCCUCCACGGCUCCAUCUCCUCUCAGAGUGGGGGUCACGUGAACAGCGUGGUGCGGUGGGCAUGCGACCGCGGAUACCGUCUCAUUGGAAAUGCAACAGCAACUUGCCGCCGCACGCCACUUGGCUACCACGCUUGGGACUCUCCAGUACCAGCCUGUCAAGCUGUCUCAUGCGGACCACCCAAAGCGCCGAUAAACGGUGGUGUACUAACAGCCGACUAUUCUGUGGGUACAAGAGUUUCCUAUUUCUGUAAUGACGGGUACAGACUCUCCAGUAAGGAACUGACAUCUGCCAUCUGUCAACCUGAUGGAACAUGGAGCAACCACAAUAAGAUACCAAGAUGUUCUGUUGUGGUAUGUCCUAGCAUCGGGUCAUUUUCUCUCGAACAUGGCCGCUGGAGGAUUGUCAACGGCUCGCACUAUGAGUACAGAACUCGCAUCGUCUUCACUUGUGAUCCAGGAUACUACAGAUCAGGCCCUGCCCAUAUCCAGUGCCUGGCAAAUGGGGUGUGGAGCUGGAAGAACGAGAGGCCACACUGCCAGGUUAUCUCCUGCGGUGAGCUGCCUUCUCCGCCCAAUGGGAAGAAGAUCGGUACCCAGACAACAUUUGGCGCCACGGCCAUCUUUACCUGCGACGGUGGCUUCAUGCUGGUGGGGUCAGCUGUCAGAGAGUGCCUGUCAUCCGGGCUUUGGAGUGGAACCGAAACACGGUGUUUAGCUGGUCACUGCGGGAUUCCGGAGGGGAUCGUGAACGGUCAGGUGAUUGGGGAGAACUUUGGCUACCGAGACACGGUGGUGUACCAGUGUCUGCCUGGCUAUCGCCUCAUUGGCUCGUCCGUUCGGAUCUGUCUCCAAGACAAUCAGUGGUCAGGACAGCUGCCCAUGUGUAUACCCAUCAGCUGCGGUCAUCCUGGAAGUCCCAUAUAUGGUCGUACCGUGGGGAACGGCUUCAACCUCAACGAUGUGGUCAGCUUUGUUUGUAACCGGGGUUAUGAAAUGGAGGGGCCGGCGCGUGCUCAGUGCCAGGCCAACCGGCAGUGGAGCCACCCGCCCCCGACAUGUAAAGUGGUCAAUUGCUCUGAUCCAGGUAUCCCGGCCAACUCUAUCCGGCAGAGUAAAAUAGAGCAUGGCAACUUUACCUUUGGCACGGUGGUCUUCUAUGACUGUAACCCCGGUUAUUACCUGUUUGGAUCACCUGUAUUGACCUGUCAACCGACCGGACAAUGGGACAAACCCCUACCUGAAUGUAUAGAUUGCGGUCAUCCCGGCUCCCCCCCCAACAGUGUGCUGAGCGGAGAUAAGUUUACGUUUGGUUCAACGGUUCGAUACUCCUGUCUGGGCGGGAGACAGCUGAAAGGGGAAUCAUCCCGGACAUGCCAGCUCAACGGAAUGUGGAGCGUCCCCAUGCCCUUCUGCUCCGGUGAUGUUGCCGGUUCUUGUGGUGAUCCUGGCAUUCCCUCCCAUGGUUCAAGGGAACAAACGGAUUUCAGGAUACGGUCCAAGGUUUACUUCAUUUGCACAGAGGGCUAUGAGCUCAUUGGCUCCUCGGAGAGGAUGUGCUUCCCUAACGGGACCUGGUCAGGCACUCAGCCCUUCUGUAAACCUGUCCAGUGCGGUAAUCCUGGCACUCCCAGUAACGGCAGAGUGUUUCGUCUCGAUGGAACCACAUUCUCCCACUCUGUUAUUUACUCCUGCAUGGACGGCUACCUGCUGACCGGUGCCACCACCCGGCAAUGCCAAGCCAACGGGACGUGGUCAGCGGUACAGCCCAACUGCACCAUGAUAAACUGUGGGGAUCCCGGUAUUCCAGCUAAUGGCCUUCGAUAUGGAGAGGACUUCACAAUUAGUCAGAACGUUUCCUUCCAGUGCCAACCGGGGUACAGAAUGGAGGAGGAUGGGUCUUCUGUGAGAACGUGCACCCAGAAUGGGACAUGGAGCGGCAACAUGCCUUUAUGUACAGCGGUGACCUGCCCGGCUCCCCCCGCCAUCAGCAACGGCGCCCUGCAGGGCAGCGACUUCGAGUGGGGCAGCAGCGUGAGCUACGGCUGCUCGCCGGGGUACGAGCUCUCCUUCCCGGCCGUCCUGACCUGCGUGGCCAACGGCACCUGGAGCGGCAUGCUGCCACAGUGCUUACCCAAGUUUUGCGGCGACCCAGGCACUCUGGUGGGUGGUUUCAGAGAGGGGCGAAGUUUCAUCUAUCAGUCAGAGGUGUCCUUCAGCUGCUCCCUACCCCUGAUACUGGUCGGCACGGCAACACGGCUGUGUGAAAGCGACGGGACCUGGAGUGGAACGCAGCCGCGCUGUAUCGAACCAACCAAAACCAGCUGUGACAAUCCAGGAACGCCACGCUACGGCUCCUUAAAUCGAACUUUUGGUUUCAAGGUCGGCAGCAUGGUGUCGUUUCAGUGUCAGCCCGGUCACUUGAUACAGGGAUCCUCCUCCAGAAUCUGCCAGCCCGAUCUGACUUGGAGCGGAAUUCAACCCGAGUGCAUACCCCACGCCUGUAAGCAGCCGGAGAGCCCGUUCCACGUGGAUGUGGUGGGGAUGGAUCUUCCAGGGUUUGGCUACACGUUGGUGUACAGCUGUCAACAUGGCUACUUCCUAUCAGGGGGCUCUGAGCACCGGGUCUGCAAGAGCGACGCUGGAGAAAAGAAGAAACCCGUGAAACCAGUGACGGGGACCCCCAGCCCAAAAGUUAACGUUCCAGAUGAUGUCUUUGCUCCGAACUACGUAUGGAAGGGUUCUUAUAAUUACCGUGGGAGGAAGCAGCCUAUGACUCUGAGCAUCACCAGCUUCAACUCCACAACCGGGAGAGUUAAUGUUACCCUUAGCAACAGAGUGUAUAAAGCUUCAGAGGCCCGGCUGUUGUUGCUGAUGCACCAAGUGAACUAUGUGAACCAAGGAAGCCAGCUUAAAGACUCAGCUAUCUCCCCUGCCAAGAUUAUCGAUGACUCCUGGACCAUGGAUGGAUUUGUAUCAGCAGAACCCGAUGGUUCCAGUUAUGUAUUCCAAGGUUUUAUUCAGGGAAAAGACUACGGACAGUUUGGACUGCAAAGACUGGGUCUGAAUAUGUCCGAGAGUCAAAACUUGCCACCCCCCCAGCUUGGUACCAACAGUAGUUCCGUGGCUAUUGCCAUUCUGGUGCCUUUCUUUGCUUUGAUCUUUACCGGCUUUGGCUUCUAUCUCUACAAACAAAGAACCACACCAAAAACACAGUACACUGGCUGUUCCGUGCACGAGAACAACAACGGCCAGGCUGCCUUCGAGAACCCCAUGUACAACACCAACGCCAAGGCCGUGGAGGGGAAAGCCGUUAGAUUUGAUCCCAAUCUGAAUACUGUGUGCACU